Messenger RNA from Triticum turgidum subsp. durum (durum wheat), 399 nucleotides. The record is from the annotation of a GenBank genome assembly. Lineage: Eukaryota; Viridiplantae; Streptophyta; Magnoliopsida; Poales; Poaceae.
AUGUGGAUCGUUUUCUUUGGAUCCCCAACUGAAGAGUUUGAAGUUGUUUCUGCAGACAACCUAGAUGUCAAUGAAUGUGCGCAGAGUCCAGCCCCCUGCCAUGGCUCUGCAACUUGCCACAACACAGUUGGAGGGUUCCAUUGUUCAUGCCCUUUUGUCACCAGUUUUGCUAAGGAAACAAACUCCUGCGCCAAUCAGUUUACAAGUCAGGAGUUGAGCAGGGCACAAUCUGUGGCAGGACCGCACUCUCCUACUCAUUUGUCUCAAAGCAAAAGAAGCUUGCUGCCUUUGCCUGGAGAGAGUAGAAGUUUCUUUUAUCUAAUCCAAGAUGAUCUAUUCAUGAUUAAAACAGCGAGGAAAUCAGAAGUUGAGGUAAUUUUCUUAUUGAUGCCACUGUGA